AUGGCUUCUCCUGACAGACUUAUCCGGCUCCGCUUGUUCUUUGACUACCCUCCGCCGGCUGUGGUCGGUUGCCGGAUGUGCUGGCUGCUUGUGGACCUGAAGGCGUGCCGCGUGGUGGCGGACCUGGAGAGCCUCAUCCGGCAGAAGUUUGAGUUCAGCCGCGGGAGCAUCCUGAGCCUGUUCGUGGAGGACUGCUACCUGCCUCACACCGAGAGCAUCUUCGUGGUGCGGGACAAUGACAGUGUCAGGGUGAAGGUGGACUGUCCAUAUCAGGUGAAUGGACUCAGCAGCUGUUCCAUUACAAGUGAGAGCUGCAGGAAGAGACAGAGAGACUUGGUAGAAGCUGAACUGGAAGAGGAAAUUCUGCCUGCUAAAUGCAAAAGAAAGAAGAAGAAGAAAAGGUCCAAGACAGACACAUCAGAGGUGGCCGAUUUUUCUGGGACUGUCGACAAGAAUUCUCAAGACAAGAAACGCCUAGAAGAGAAGACGGCUAAAAAGAAAGCAGCUAAGCGGCAGGCUGCCCUGAAACCAGCUGAAUCUCAGCGCAAAAGGCCAGAUUGUGUCGAUGUAGCACAAAAGAGCAUCAACAAGGUCCCAGGAUCACAAGUAGGGAAACCAAAUGACCCCUUGUCUGAUUCCACUAGUAAGAAGAAAAAACACCGUAAAAGCAAGUCAUCGGCUUCAAACCCCAAACCAGCCCCCACCAAAACCCAGCCUCCAUUGUCAUCCUCUUUAGAAAUGGACUCCUGUUUAGAUAAGGCUAGCACUGUCAAACUACCACCAAAAUCUAGACCUCUAGCAUCCCCUGCCACCACACAUCCUGCACAACCCAAUAACUGUUCUCAGAAACACCCUGCCAGUAUAGCUGAGGCUUCCUGUGACAAGUUGCUGGAGCCUUCCAACCAAGAUGGUGAAGAGGACAUUCAGCUGGUUAUCAAACGUCCACAGCAACUUGCCCAAAGCGUGGCCAGUCACAGCCACUGGCAAGGCCCCGCGAGGACGUUAGACCAGCCCCGGGCUGACCCAGGAGAGGGAGGUAGAGUUGAAGGCAACAAGACUGAUACACAGAUGGAUUCUGUCACCAACAUGUCUGCACUGGUUCAGAAUGGAGAGAGCGUUCUUAAGGACUACAGCCCCAUGCCCCUGCUAGCUGCCCCUCCACAGGUGGGGCAGAAGAUUGCCUUCAAGCUGCUGGAGUUAACAGAGAGCUACACACCAGAAAUAUCAGAGUAUAAAGAAGGAACGAUUUUGAACUUUGACCCAAUAACCAAACAGAUAGAACUUGAACUUCUUUGUCCUUCUCAAGCUCCUCUAGAACCUGGCAAGUUUGACCUUGUCUAUCAGAAUCCAGAUGGUUCAGAAAGAGUGGAGUAUGCUGUACCCAGGGGAUCUUGGAUCACAGAACGAUGGGAGUCUCUGUUGGAACCAAGACUGAUCAUUUAAAUCGGGGAGGAAAACAUACAUAAAAUGUGCAGUCUGCUCGGAACAUGGAGUAGCUACCUGCAGCAUAUUAAAGUAGCUGAGACCUUCUAAUUUUAGACAAGGACUUAUUGUUUUUUUUUAAAAGGGAUCUGAGUGAGAUCAAUUCCAAAUAAACGUGUUUCCAAUAAAA
This is a messenger RNA of Nothobranchius furzeri (turquoise killifish), 1612 nucleotides long. RefSeq names its product coilin p80 (gene coil). NCBI's taxonomy places the organism in Eukaryota, Metazoa, Chordata, Actinopteri, Cyprinodontiformes, Nothobranchiidae. The record is from RefSeq and is a predicted model, not a curated record. Gene Ontology annotation, cellular component: Cajal body. Gene Ontology annotation, molecular function: U2 snRNA binding; U1 snRNA binding. Gene Ontology annotation, biological process: spliceosomal snRNP assembly.